AGCCUCUGUCACCCGCCCACCAGUCGGUUCCUGCUUAGUGUUAUGUGGCAAUAAGAACGCCAACGAAACUAAAGGAAGAAGGCCCUAAACAGCCCAAUUCUCUCAAGAUUUGCAUCUUCUAGUCCUGCAGUUUACCCCCUUCAACUAACAUGCUUCGCCUGACUGUAGGGCGCGUGGGAAGCCUCCUGGCCAGGCGCGCAGCCAUGCCCUUGGCCACCAGCAGUGCAAGGAUGGCAAGCCACGGUCAUGAGGUGACAACUACGGUGGACAUGUCUAAGCCACUGUACUGCGACCGUCAGGACACACCUCUACCUGACAGAGCCUACAAAGACGUCCUGGACGCUGCUGACAAGGGUCUGAAACAGAAGGAGAAAGGACCCUGGGGCCAGCUGAGCAAAGAGGAGAAGAUUGCCCUGUACCGGAUAAUGUUCUGUCAGACCUACGCAGAGAUGAAGCAGCCGUCAGAUGAGUGGAAGACCGUCUUGGGGGCUGUCUUCAUCCUCCUAGGCAUGUCUGGCCUGAUCGUGUGGUGGCAGAGCAUCUACGUCUAUCCUGAACGCCCCAGGACCUUCGACGAAGAGUGGAAGGCCAAGCAGCUAAAGAGGAUGUUGGACAUGAGGAUCAACCCCGUCGAGGGCUUCUCAGCCAAGUGGGACUAUGAGAAGGGCCAGUGGAAGUAAAGAGCAUGCGGCAGAGGUGGCACAGAGCCUGGACCCAUCACCUCCAUUGCCUUCAUGAAGCUGCUGUUGUGAAGUCCAUUUCCAUUUGAAUGUUGCACUGCAGCUGUCAAAACCACUAGAAAGACAGAGAACGUCCAUUGUGAAUGUUUCUGGAGCCAGUUAACUCUGUGCCACCUGCGGCUCUCUCUGCUUCACCCACCUCAGGCUGCUGUCAUGGUGACAACUGUAUCCGUCCUGUUGUACACAUAAUAAUAAUAAUAAUAAAGGCUUGCUUGUA
Molecule: messenger RNA, 957 nt
Organism: Acanthopagrus latus (yellowfin seabream)
Lineage: Eukaryota; Metazoa; Chordata; Actinopteri; Spariformes; Sparidae
Product: cytochrome c oxidase subunit 4 isoform 2, mitochondrial
Exons: 5
Coding region: 150-680 (176 amino acids)
Biological process (GO): mitochondrial electron transport, cytochrome c to oxygen
Source: RefSeq, a predicted model, not a curated record